This is a messenger RNA of Bacillus rossius redtenbacheri, 2004 nucleotides long. RefSeq names its product ribosomal L1 domain-containing protein 1-like. The coding region runs from base 317 to 1933 and encodes 538 amino acids. NCBI's taxonomy places the organism in Eukaryota, Metazoa, Arthropoda, Insecta, Phasmatodea, Bacillidae. The record is from RefSeq and is a predicted model, not a curated record. The transcript has 10 exons.
GCACGCCGGCUAUCGGUGCUAGGUGGUUCGAUUCUCGGGUAAGGUGUGGGUAAGAAAUUUAUUUACGGAUACUUGAUUGCUAAUGGAAUCAUAUAGAGUUCACAUCCGACGAUAAUUGACGUAUUGCCGUGUGUCUGAAGCCGUAGGCCAUCCCUUCAAAAAAAAAAAAAUCUAAAUUCUAUGGUAAUUUUAUUUAGUUUCUUGUGUUGUGUCUUGUGUGCAAUUCAUUAAAUCUUCAAUGGCGCUCGUGUGUUGAAACGUGUAUUAGACCCUCGUUGAUUAGACCUUACUCAAAGAGUUAUUAUUAACCUGAUCAAUGGUUGCAGUUAAUAAAUCCAAAUUUCUAGAAACGCUUGGUAGAAAUAAACGAUCAAAGAAAAGUUCAAAUGUUAUUGCAACAAAUACGAAAGUACAUAAAAGGGGCUCAAGAGGGAAAAAGAAGAAAUCCCGUUCAGGUAAUAAAAAGUUGGGAGUUCUAAAGAAAAAAGGUGAAGAAUUGAUAAAACAUGAACAGGUGGCAGAUGCAGUUCAGGCUUUGUUGCACCUCAACGAAAAAACUAUGGACGACAGUCAACUGUUUGGCGACGAGCCAAAGCCAAUCAUGAUGCAAGUUGUGUCUUUACGAGUCCCAAAAGUCAAUUUCACGAGGUUACGUUGCAAGCUUCCACAUCCAGCGAUCCUGGACACUUCCGAUGUUUGUCUUUUUGUGCGCAAUUCGACAAUACAAAAGAAGCAAUUGCAGAGAAAAAAAUAUCGCAAAUAUUUUGAGCCUCUUCUGAAUUAUUAUAAGGAACUAUUUUCUCAGGAAGGGAUCACUCGACAGAUACAGGUGAUGCCCCUGCAGCAAUUGCAGACAGAGUACAGCGAAUAUGAGCAGAAGAGACGCUUGUGCCAGCAGUUUGAUGUGUUCCUCACGGACGUACUGAUACUUGAUCAGGUGGCCGAGCAUUUCGGCAAGUACCUGAACUACACGCUCAAUGCAGCCAUUCCAGUAAAAUUACGCGAUGGUAAUCUGAAGGAGCCAAUUGAAGAGGCACUCUCUAAAACGACAAUGCUGAUCCAUGGGAAAGGUGACUCGUAUGCUAUUAAGGUUGGCCAUUCCAAUCAGCCGGUUGAAGAUAUCGUGCAGAACAUUUUUUCAGUUGUCACUGUCUUGUCGAAGGAUUUCCCUGGUGGUUGGGAAAACGUUUCUGCUGUGUACAUCAAGACUCCAGAUUCUUUGUCGAUUCCUGUCCACGUGAGCUUGAGGUCGCCCAACGACGUGCCGUUGCCGCAUGUGCCGCCCCGCAGGCCUGCCAGCGCCCGGCCGGUGAAGGGGAGGCUGAGCACCAGGCCGGGAGCGGUCGUCACCGUGUACCCCUCGGGCCACGUGGUCGUCAAGAGGAAGAAGCGGGGACCCUACAGGCUGUGGACCGACGAAGAGCGGGCAGAGCACAGAGCCAAGGCAUUCAGACGAUCGGCAGAAGGAAAGCUUGGACAGAAGGUUGGGAAACCAGCCAAUGCAGAUGGGAAGAAAGCCACCAAAGGGGAGUCGAAGAUUGGUGUUGAGGAUGAAGAUCAAGUAGAAGCUGAGGUUGUGAAUGCAGAGGAGUCGUAUUUGCAGCGGUGGAGGAGAGAGCGAGAUCAUUAUCACGAAGAGAAAAAGAAAAUGGAGGCCCAAGAAACUGUGCAGGAAGCGGAGAGUGCGAAGCCGAAGAGGAAGAGAGUCAGGUACGAGCCUGGAGAGAUGUGUUUGGGGAAACUCGGGAGCGAGACGAGCAAGCCGGGCAAGUCAAGGUCGGGUGGGAUGGCCCGCUCUGCAUUCCAAGAUCUCAAGUCCAAAAUGAGCAAGAAGAAACACGCGAAGAAGCAAAAGACGGGGAAGCAGACAAAGUCAAUAGUAUGCAGCAACAAGAGCUCCAAAGGCAAAAAAAAGAAAAUCGCAAAGAAAUAAAGGAAGAUUUAAAGGGUUUGUGUGAUGUGCUGUAUUUUUUUUUUUUUGCCGAUUAAUAGUUUGUUCUUGGA